AUGCCGCCUCGCCAAUCUCUCACUAGCUCCUUCUCCGUCCAAGACGUCAACAACGAGGUCGUCUGCCCGCUGCGAAACCAGGAUGGCACACCAUGUCGAAAGCGAUGUCUCGGGGAGAAGCGGUAUCGCUCCAUGCAGGAGCACAUCCGCCGUGCCCACCCCGAGUACUACCUCCCCAAACUACCGGCGACGAAGGAAAGCUUCGAGCUCAUGAUCAACACCCCUCCGCACGACCCUCCCGCCAUCGAUCCCAACCACGCCAACCAGAAUCGCUCCCACAACGCUCAGCAACACCAACGGCACUCCUCGCAACAACAUGCCCAACCCCAACCACAACACAUACAGCACUCUGAUCCGUCAGGUCUGUCACCUGCGUUCGGUCUAGACCACGGGUUGAACUCAUCCUUCGAAGGAUACCAUGCCUUUGGCCAACAUGAUGGCGGAUACUACACUGCUGGCGAUGCCGAGGCCGCCGUCAUCUACCAGAGCAUGCACGCCCCGCCGCGCGACGAGUAUCGCCGCGGCUCCCUCAUCCCCGCGGCAUCCGCCGCCGCGGCACUGGCACAGCUGCACUAUCACCGACCCGACUCGGAUUGGGCCGGGGAUAACAUGGGACAGGUACUAUUUCCAUCCCUUCAGAUGUCCCCGACAAACACUGAAGCGGAUUUCCUUCAGAACUUCUACGCCGACCAAAGCCACGACCUGAAGCCCCAUCAUCCCUUCAGCGUCGAUCCCACCCUCGAAGACCAUGAGCAUGGCUUCCUGGGCGACCCUCACCCCACCUUCCCCGUCUCCUCCAGCCCCGACCAGCCCAGUUUGAUGCCCAGUAGUAUAGCGCGAUCGCCCACAGAUAGACCUGCCACCCUGCCCCCGUUGCAGAGAAGCCUCCCGCGGCAACAUAAUCGCCCGCGGAAGAGCAGUCUGAGCCAGCAGGCACGCAUGUCGAAGCACGAGCGGAAGCGAUCGAAAGAGCUCGCGCGGAGACACAGCGGUGGCGCGCGGAUGCCGGAGUCGAGUGCCAGCGUGACGUUUGGCAAGCGGUGGGAGGAUCUGAUUGAUGCCGCGGCCAGCGCUACGGAAGAGGAGGACUCUCGCGACCUGACACCUAUCCCGGCAUCACCCUUUCAAUCCCCACAAGUGCCCUCCCGGACAUCGCUCCCGCCGUUCGCCCUCGGCUCGCAGUUCCAAUCCUACCAGGCCUCCCCUCUCAACCGCGCUCUCACCCCACCGCCUCCCGACUCGGGUCUUGACCUGCAACCCUUCCCGUCGGUAGAGAGCAGCCUCUCGUCCAACAUCUCCCACGCACAUCACAACUCCACCGCCUCGACCGGCUCGCAGUUCCACAUCAUGGACCCCAACUCUCUCACCUCGCCAUCCGAAAGCUCGCCGCUCUUCAACCCCGCCCACCCGGCUGCCACUGCCCUGACACCUGCACAGCAGCAAGUACAACAGCAGCAGCAACAACAGCAGCAGCAAUCACAGCCCACCGGCCCCGUACAAAUCUACUGCGCGGGCUGCCGGAAACUGGGCGCGCUGAAGGACUCAUAUGCUUGUACCAGCUGCAUCUGCGGCGUGUGCCUGGAGUGUGCGCAGGCCAUCACGGACGGGCAGAGUCGGGGGCGGAUGAGCAUGUGUCCCCGGUGCAAUGCGAUGGAUUCGGCGUUUCGGCAGUUUCAGUUGGACUUUAGAUGA
Molecule: messenger RNA, 1692 nt
Organism: Neohortaea acidophila
Lineage: Eukaryota; Fungi; Ascomycota; Dothideomycetes; Mycosphaerellales; Teratosphaeriaceae
Exons: 4
Coding region: 1-1692 (563 amino acids)
Source: RefSeq, a predicted model, not a curated record